UCUUCGCUUCGUCCCCGCAAUGCGAGCGUCUCGCCUAUUCUAUGACCUCCAACUUUGUUGAAUUACUGGAUCCCCUCUAUUCACACAGCGAGCGCAGAAAGAGAGAGUGAGUAAGACUGGGACUCACAGUCAGAGACAGUGGUGUGAAUGAGUGGGGGGAGAGAGGGAGAGAAAGACAGAAAUCUAAACGAAGAAAGUAAUAGCAGGUUUUCUUUUUCAUGUUCGUUGUAUUCAGGUUUAAAGAGAGAGGGAAAAGUGAGAGAUUACAACAUAUCCGGGCGAAAGUGAGUGAGGGAUAGAAAAGAAAGGGAGAGCACCCUGUAAUUUCUUUUAAAGACGUUUUCCAUACUUCUCCGCCCGGCUAAGCAGUUUCUCUGAGCAAGACAGACGCUGAAGUGUAUUAAAAUGAUAAGGAUUUUUGUGGCUUGGAUCACUUUGGUCGCCAUCUCCGUGAUGGUGGAGGGUGCUCGCGGUGGAUAUGGGAUGAGUAUGUUUGCCGCGCAGUCCUCGCCUCCAGACCCGUGCUACGACGAGAACGGCAGCCCCAGGAGGUGCAUCCCCGAUUUUGUGAACUCCGCUUUCGGAAAAGAUGUGCGUGUUUCCAGCACCUGUGGAAACCCCGCAGCCAGGUACUGUGUUGUGACCGAGAAAGGAGAGGAGAGAUCCAGGGACUGCCACACUUGCGACGUCUCGGAUCCAAAGAAGUCUCACCCUCCGGCGUAUUUGACAGACCUCAACAAUCCACACAACCUCACUUGUUGGCAAUCAGAGAACUAUGUUCAGUAUCCACAGAAUGUGACUCUCACUUUGUCUCUGGGCAAAAAGUUUGAGGUAACGUAUGUGAGUUUGCAGUUUUGCUCGCCACGACCAGAAUCCAUGGCAAUCUUUAAAUCUAUGGAUUAUGGAAAGAAUUGGGUUCCGUUCCAGUUCUACUCAACGCAGUGUAAGAAAAUGUACAAUAAACCUAGCAAAGCGGUGAUUACAAAGCAAAACGAACAAGAGGCGAUUUGUACGGAUUCGCAUACAGAUAUGCAUCCUCUGACUGGUGGGCUUAUAGCGUUCAGCACCUUGGAUGGCAGACCCUCUGCGCACGACUUUGACAACUCUCCCGUGCUUCAGGACUGGGUCACGGCGACUGACAUCAAGGUGAUAUUUAGUCGACUGCACACGUUCGGGGAUGAGAAUGAGGACGACUCGGAGUUGGCGAGAGACUCCUAUUUUUAUUCGGUGUCAGAUCUGCAGGUUGGUGGCCGAUGCAAGUGUAACGGCCACGCUUCGAAAUGCGUAAAAGACAGGGAAGGAAACUUGGUAUGUGAAUGCAAACACAACACCGCGGGACCAGAGUGUGACAGGUGCAAGCCUUUCCACUAUGACCGGCCUUGGCAGCGCGCGACGGCGAGAGAGGCAAACGAAUGUGUUGCUUGCCACUGCAACCUGCAUGCACGCCGCUGCCGCUUCAACAUGGAGCUGUACAAGCUGUCAGGACGCAGGAGUGGAGGUGUAUGCCUCAACUGCAGGCACAACACAGCUGGCCGACACUGCCACUACUGCAAGGAGGGCUACUACCGGGACAUGACCAAGGCCAUCUCCCAUAGACGUGCCUGCAAAGCAUGUGACUGCCACCCAGUUGGUGCUGCAGGUAAGACCUGCAAUCAGACUACAGGCCAGUGCCCAUGCAAGGAUGGUGUGUCUGGCAUUACGUGCAACCGCUGUGCCAAAGGGUACCAACAGAGCCGCUCACCGAUCGCCCCCUGCAUCAAGAUUCCAGUUGCUUCUCCCACUGCUACAUACACCAGUUCAGAAGAACCAACAGACUGUGAUUCCCACUGCAAGGUCACUAAGGGCAAACUUAAGGUCACCAUGAAAAAGUACUGCAAGAAAGACUUUGCUGUCCAGGUUCAUGUGCUGAAGGGUGACAAGGCGGGAGAGUGGUGGAAGUUCACCAUCAACAUCAUUUCUGUCUACAAGCAAGGCGAGCACCGCAUCCGCCGUGGCGAGCAGCUGCUGUGGCUGCGCGCCAAGGACGUGGCCUGCAAGUGCCCCAAGAUCAAGCCUGGCCGCAAGUAUUUGCUCCUAGGCUCAGACGAGGGUGACACACGCGGCCAGAGCGGCGUGGUGGCCGACAAGGGCAGCCUGCUCAUCCCCUGGAAAGACCUGUGGGCCCGCAGGCUCCGCAAGUUCCAGCAGCGCGACAAGAGGGGCAAGUGCUAGAGGGAGCUGUAGAGGGCCAGAGAGGGGCAGAGGAACCUGGUGGGGGCAGGGGUGGAGGGGUGCCAGAGGGAUGUAUGAGCAGAGCGCUGCUAAGCAGACAGAUGUCGGUAGCCUUUCAUAGGAACUGUUGUGAAGAAAGCCCAGUUUUGCAGCUUUGUCCUCAGUUGUCUUUUGUUUUUGUUUUCCUCUGAUUUUUUUUGUCUCAUAUUUCAUGUUGUGGAUUUUGCAGAGUUUGCACCUAAUGUUACGUAUACAGUGUAAAGUCAUUUUCAAAUGCUCGGUUUUGGUGUCUCUCACAUUAUUUCUUUUUAUACCCUCUCAAUUGCCCAAGCCCUUUUUUACAGAACAUAAAAACAAGGUUAGCCACUGUGUCACAUACGCUUUUCUGGACUAUAUUUUGUCUUAUAAGACAAGUAUUGUGAUUUACAGAGUUUUCUCUUCUUCUUUUGAGAUGCUGACAUUUGCUUGGACUAGUUAUGACAAAGCUAAAGUUAUUUUAUAGGAGUUACUGUAUGUUGAUCAUGUUUAAGCUGUUAUCUACAAGAUAAGUUCAAAGAGUAAACUAACACACUCUAAAACCACACUUUUAAGUAAAGAAUUAUGGGCAAUACCUCAAUUCAGAUUCUCAGUGUUUUCAGCUAUUUGAAGUGUUCCAAGGAAACGUGAUAUCAUGUUUCAUUACAUAAUGUUUUAAAUCAGCAUGAACCACUACUCAUGUAAGUUGAAUGUUCUUUUUUUUUAAUGUUAUUUGCAAUGUACAGUAUAGCAUAUUUGACCUUAGAUUACCAUAGUGUGAGUCUAUUAAAGACAUAAAGCGUAAUCUUUAACCACUUAAUGAUCCUUGAUAGUGAUUAAACUUUCAUAAGUUAAGUUUAGAAAUUCAGGCUCACUUUCAAGGUACACUUUGCAUGACACAUGGAGGUAUGGUAGCUUAUGUUUCCUGAACACUUAUAAUUAACAUUUUGUUAAAUCCAUUUGAAAAUCCUAAAGGCCAGAAAAUGUAUCCUCCUUGACCGAAAAGAAGAAAAAAAAAUGUGUGGAAUGGCCAGCCUGAGCUUCACAGUAAUCAUGUUGAAGUACUGAUCAGAUCUCAUAAAGAUUCCCAAUUUGUGGGCAAUUUUAAGGGAUGAUUUUGUUUCCUCCAUAUGUCAUGGUGUGGGGAGAAGCUCACUGAUAUUAUUUUUAGCCCAAACCUCAACCACUUUAACUUGUGCAGGUUUGUUUAACUGUUUAUUUUGUAGUCAUUCAUAAGCCAUCAUGCAGUAAUGGUUGGGACACUAUAUAAAGAUGGAAUUUUUUUUGAAAGCCUUAAAUAGAAAACAGUCUUAAGGAAAAUAAAUUUACAUUAUUGAAGACCAUGACAAUGUAAUAAAGCGUGGGCCUAUAAUUUGCUUGGUACUUUGUGGAAGAUAUUGUUCCAUUGUUAUUUGUAUAGUUGUAUAGUUUUUUGUAUGACAUAAAUUAGGUUAUAUUCAUGUUAUUAACCAGAGUGUUUAGUUCCAUCAACCCUGUUUGGACAGAAGAUUAAGACUGUUAGGUCUUUUUGUUUGUUUGUUCGCUUGUGUACAUUAAUUGAUCAAAUGGAGAGGAAUUUGUACAGUAUCUGUGCUAUGAGAAUGGAAUGUUUUAACACAUACACAUACAAACAUUUUUUGAUUAAUGGACUGAUUCAUUCUCUGUCUAUCCCUCCCUCUCACUCUCUCCCUCUCUCUCACACACAAUGCAAUGGAUUUUAGAUCUAGUCAUAUUAUUUCUCUCUCUCCUCUCUCUUUUUGUAUGUCUCUCUCUCUUUCUUAUCAUCUCUUAUAUAUAUACAAAAACAAAAAGAUUUUUGACACUCAAAUCACUGUCAAGCUAUGAACUGUGACAUUGACUAAAUAUGAAUGCACACAUAAAUGGAUGCGUGAAAACAAAUCUUUAUUUAGAAGCAUUCUGACCCAGCAUGGAUGUUAAGACCUGUUCUCCAGGUAUUUGGAGAAUGAUUCUGCCAAACAGGUUUUGAAUAAAAACCUAGCCAUCGUUCAUGUUCCAUCUGUAAAUGACGUUUAGCUGUAUCCUUUGCAAAAAGCUGUGUUUUGUCUUGUAAUGCAUACUAAUAUAUAAUGGUCCACAUAAAAUGAAAAUAUUUAAUGAUAUCUGAAAUUACAUGUCUUUGUUUUUAUUAUUGUUGCUAUCAUUUCCAUCUCUGGAUAUGGUCUGUGAGAUGAUCAGAUGUUGAAAACAAGUUGUAACCAUUGAACAUGCAGAUAGUGAAAAUUUGAAGAUUGUUUUCAAUAAACUCCUGUAAACCCA
This is a messenger RNA of Electrophorus electricus (electric eel), 4503 nucleotides long. It is a transcript of the gene ntn1b, whose product is annotated as netrin 1b. NCBI's taxonomy places the organism in Eukaryota, Metazoa, Chordata, Actinopteri, Gymnotiformes, Gymnotidae. Gene Ontology annotation, biological process: animal organ morphogenesis; motor neuron axon guidance; dendrite development. Gene Ontology annotation, cellular component: basement membrane. The record is from RefSeq and is a predicted model, not a curated record. Gene Ontology annotation, molecular function: protein binding.